CCAACAACUUUGUUGGCAACACUUUUACUUAAAGCGUACAUAAAUAUUUUUCACGCAGAAAAAAUUUCUUGCAUUAAUACAAGAAAAAUCAAAAUAAACAAAUAAAUUGAAAAUUUGCAUCGAAUUGGCAUAUUUUACAAUGCGAUAUAAAGAAGAUCUCUAAGAAAAAUUAAAGAAAAGUGUCACUAGUGUAUUAAAUUUUACCACUUUAAUUUAGAAAAUUUUUUACGGGGGUGAAAAGAAAAAGGAAGAUAAACUACAAAAAAAAUCCAAUGUUUUAAUUGGAUUUUCUAUCAAACAGACAAUAAUUGAAAAACAUUAUCGAACUGGCCAAUAGUAAUCAAUGGUAAUCAAGUGAAAGCCAUUUAUACGAUAACAUCUUCCAAACAGCAGCAAUAGCCAUAGACAGCUACACAAUGUCAGCGCCUCAACAGUAUUCACUGCGUUGGAACAACUACUUUCGUCAUUUAACUUAUGCUCUGGACAAUCAUCGUGUCAACGAUGACUUUGUCGACGUCAGUCUAUUGUGUGACGGCCGCAAAAUUAAAGCCCAUAAAGUUGUUUUAUCUGCUUGCAGUUCGUAUUUCAAGGAGAUAUUUACCGAAAAUCCCCAUCCGCAUCCUGUUAUUAUAUUUAAAUUUAUUAAGUAUGAAGAUCUCAACUCAAUUAUAGAGUUUAUGUACCAGGGCGAAGUUAACGUUCAACAAGAGGCUCUUCAAUCAUUUUUACAAACCGCUGAACUGCUGGCAGUCCAGGGUCUGACAGCUGAAGAAAAAGAGAAACCAAAACCACCAACCCCACUCAUUGAAGAACAGAAAUUAAUGAAAUCCAUACCCAGCACUAUACGCGCUGUAAAUGAUGCCACAACCGCUACUCAAACCAUUGAUAUUCCCCUGCUUCAUACCACCACACAACAAAUACAAAUUCCGCAGCUACAGACGCAAACUCAGACUACAACAGUUCCUCAGCAACAACAACAGCAGCAGCAUCAUCAUGUUCAAACACAAAUCCAGCACAUACAAGUACAUCAGAAUACAUCACCUGCGACAACUCAUCAAGUUACCACUGUAACGGGACAUCAACACACACAUCAGCAACAGUUACAGGUCCAGCAUCAAGUUCAACAACAACAGCACCAACACCAUCAGCAAUCAUCCCAAACCCAACAAGUUCAAGUGACUACACAACCAACACAAUUGAGUGCAAAUAUAGUUACACUGCCGGCCACCACAGGCAAUUCGAUGAAAAAACGUAAAAUAACAUUUUCCGAUGAUGAUGACAAUAUUUACACAACGGAAACGGUGGACGAACAAACUAUUGUGAAGACUGCAGACAUGACACUUUUAAGAGGAACCAUAAAGAUGGAUAUACCCGAAUAUAUAGUAAGUGAAGUAGAUGAUCGACUUUCAGAUGCUGGUGGGACACCGGGAAAUAAUCAAGAUUCAGCAAAUAGUGGUCAGAAUGUUGCCCAAUAUCCUUCAGAAUACGAGAUAUUAACAGAAUCUGAAAUAGAUGAUAAAUUUCAUCAAGGAGAUAAUUCAGAAAUGACACUCGAAAUGGGCCGUUUAUUAAAUCCAACCACCACAUCAACCAGUACAUCACAAAAUGCAUUAGAUGAUACAACCACCUCCAGUUCAAAUGUGCUGUCAACAAUUAAAACUGAAAAUAAAGUCAGUUCAACAGAUUUACCCAAUAACAAAUGGACAGAAUGUCAAUUUUGCAAAAUGGUUAUAACAACAGUUAAUCUUUGGAGACAUAUUCGUACCCAGCAUACUCCACAGCCACCGCGUAAAUGUGAAUUGUGUAAUAAAAAUUUCAAAAACAAAUACAGCCUACGUGAGCACAUACGCAUUUCACACGAACAAAAGUUGGCCCUUAAGACGGAAAACUGAUCAAUAGUUAAAGAGUGUAAAUAUUUCAUCCUAAGAAGCUAGUCGCCAUAUAUGAUUAAAAAAAAAAACAAAUCUAAUUUUAAAGAAGGAUAAAAAACAAACUAAAGCUAUUUCCGCAAAAACAGAAAAUAUCUAUAGAAAUUAAUAUUAUUCAAUUUAAAUCUUAAAAGAAUUUCGUAAAUUAGAGAAUAAUAACUGAAGUGUUAUGUUGAACCAUAUUGAAUUAUAAACAAAAACAUUUACAUAAUUUAAUGUAGUUUGUAUGUAAAUUACAAAUAUGAAAUAAAAUCUAUAUUAUAAAUACACACACAGUUUAAAAUUUAAGUAGUUUAAUGUAAAUACUAACUAUUUUUCUAUUUCUUUUAAUUUUAAAGUUAUAUUUUCCCUCUUCCUUUGUUUACAUUGAAAUACAAACAUAUUUUUAAUUAAAUUCCCUCCUAAAAACUUCAUAAAUUCUAUACAAUGUGAAAAGUUGUUUAACACAUGAAUUUAUGUUUACAAAUGAAAAUACAUUUAAAAUUAAGUUGUAUUUAUGUAUCAUAUUUAUUAUAAUUUCUCUUAAUUCAUAUAUAGUACUGAUUGCGUAUUUCGUUUCGAAUGAAAUGAUUCCAAAAAUUCAACGUAUUUUAUUUUCAAAGAAAAUUUUAUUAAGUAGAUAUCAGUAUCCAGGAAAAAGUAAAGUAAAUCUAUAAACAAAUAUCGUAGGAAAAGAAAACAUGAUUUCGUUGAUUUUAUUAAAAUGGAAUUAUUUUCAAAACUAUUUCAAAAUUGUAGUAAUAUUCGAGAUCUUUAAAGGGUUUUAGGAAAAGCAUUUUGAUUCAAAAGAAAAAGUCUUAGAAAUACAAUGAAUGUAUUUUGUAAACAUAUUCGAAUAUUCUUGUUUUCGAACAGAGUCUGCAAGCCAGUAGCAUUUUGUUAAAAUUUGGUGUUUUCACGAAUAGUUAAUAUUUUUAUUAACGGCAAUAUAUUUUUUAAAUAAAUUUUUGAAAUAAAAAAAAAAAUUUCAAAAAAAAAUUAAUUGCAAAACUUUGAAAAUAAAAGAAAAUGUACAUAAAAAAGCCAUAUUAAAAUAAAACAAUAAAUUUUAAUUUUUUAUAUAUGUAAACCUCAUUGGAAAGACAUUUUAACUGAAUAUGUAUUUAAAAUGAACACAUAAAUCCGACACAUUUGCAAAUUAUUAUAAAAUGUAAUUUUAUUUAAAAUAUAAAAAUUUAAUAGAAAUGAAAAUAAAAUUUCAACUGUAA
This is a messenger RNA of Lucilia sericata (common green bottle fly), 3136 nucleotides long. Its product is annotated as modifier of mdg4. Lineage: Eukaryota; Metazoa; Arthropoda; Insecta; Diptera; Calliphoridae. Gene Ontology annotation, cellular component: nucleus. The transcript has 5 exons. The coding region runs from base 417 to 1892 and encodes 491 amino acids. Gene Ontology annotation, biological process: regulation of transcription by RNA polymerase II. Gene Ontology annotation, molecular function: protein binding. The record is from RefSeq and is a predicted model, not a curated record.